AGAUUAGCAGUUGAAACAAAGCAGUGCUUUUUUACUUCUUUCUGAGAGCAGCUUGGAUCUCUUCCCUUCACUAAUCUGAAUAACAGCAUCGAUCUCUUUCAUCUUUCCGCUUUCGGGACCUCGCUUUUCCCGUUAAAGUCAAAAAGGACCAAUCCGGGAGAAAAAUCUAACGAACAGAAAGAGAAAAAGUGAAAAAGCUAGCUGGGAAAUUCGAAUUUGCUUUCGGAAGAAAAGAAUUGGGUUUUUGAACGAGGAGCCACCGCGUUUUCAGUUAUUGGAGUUGGUGAUCGAUCUGAUGAUGGAGAGGAAUUAUGGCGGUGGAAUUGGAGGGAGCUAUCCGUUCGAGAAUGGGGUGGUGAUGACGAGAGACCCCAAGCCGAGGCUGAGGUGGACGACUGAUCUUCACGACCGGUUUGUCGAUGCUGUCACUAAUCUUGGUGGCCCCGACAAAGCAACUCCCAAGUCUGUGUUGAGGUUGAUGGGCAUGAAGGGCUUGACAUUGUACCAUUUGAAGAGCCAUUUGCAGAAGUACAGACUUGGACAGCAGCAGUCACGAAGACAAUGUACGGCAGAACAACCCAAAGAGAGCAGUGGGGGCACAUGUGUACAAUUUGGUAAUCCUUCCUCGGGGACCAGUUCCAAUUCUUCAAGAGGUGAUAAUGAAAAAGGAGAAAUCCCGAUUGCAGAAGCACUUAAGUGUCAGCUUGAAGUUCAGAAAAGAUUACAAGAGCAGCUUGAGGUACAGAAGAAAUUGCAGAUGAGAAUAGAGGCUCAAGGGAAGUACUUGCAAGCUAUAUUAGAGAAAGCUCAAAAGAGUAUUUCCUUUGAUAUGAACGGCCCUAGUACUAUAGAAGCAACAAAGGCACAAUUAACCGACUUCAAUUUGGCUUUAUCAAGCCUCAUGGAGAAUAUGAAUGAAGGAGAUGGAAAAGAAAACAUGCUAGAGAUGAAUGAAAUUUAUAGAAAGGCCAAUGGAUCAGGCAUCCAUCUUUACACAGAUGGAGGUCAUGAAGAAAAUAAAGAUGCCAAGCUCAAGGUUGAGGGGGGUUUAAUACAGUUUGACUUGAACACAAAAGGAAACUAUGACUUUGUUGUUGCAAAUGGAGCUGAUUUGGAAUCCAAGAUGCUUGCUUAUAGGAGAUAGAAAAUUGGAUAUAUAAUGUCUUACACUUAAUUUGAUGACAUAAAAGUUAUCUUUUAUUGUCUGCUUUAUAUAAUUUUGCAUUGAGCUUUAACAAUUGUAACUGACAGAACCUUAGAUGUAUAAUAUACAUUUACUGAUGAA
This is a messenger RNA of Alnus glutinosa, 1285 nucleotides long. Its product is annotated as myb family transcription factor PHL11. The transcript has 6 exons. The record is from RefSeq and is a predicted model, not a curated record. Bases 296 to 1144 code for a protein of 282 amino acids. Gene Ontology annotation, molecular function: DNA-binding transcription factor activity; DNA binding. NCBI's taxonomy places the organism in Eukaryota, Viridiplantae, Streptophyta, Magnoliopsida, Fagales, Betulaceae.